CUCGCUAACGCUCACACACUUACCCUCGGCAGACAGGACGUCAUGACUGCGCUGAAUUGUCCGAAUCAAGUUGCUUCAUGAAUGUGUUGUAGGCUGUCUUGUGAGACUUUGGAAAACUUUUUGAUGGCACGUGAUAUAACCUCAAAGACGUCUUUAGCGUGCAAGAAUGAAAAUAAGAUGUGUCCUGUUACAUAAGUUGAGACAGAGGUGCUUCUUGUUGUCCCUGUCCCUGCUGGUGGUGUGUCUGCUGAAGCUGGUCUACGUCAAGGUGAUGGUGAGGAACAGCUUCUACAUUGAGCCCUAUGGAAUCACCGCCAGCUCUUCACGGAUCCCCAACCACCAGUAUGACAUCAACUGCACCGCUAUCUACCAACUAGACCCUGUGGAGUUAGGGAAGAGUUUGGAGAUCAGGCGUAAAGUCAUCGUGGACUUGGAGGACGACAGCAUCGUGUCUUUGACCUUGGACUGUCAGAGGUACAUCGAGACGAGAGGAUAUGAUGUCAUCCCGGUAUCAGAGGAGGAACGGAGGUUCCCGCUUGCGUACUCUCUGGUGGUGCAUAAGAACGCUCCCAUGGUGGAAAGGAUCCUCAGGGCCAUCUAUUCCCCUCACAACCUCUACUGCAUCCACUAUGACCAGAAGUCCUCUCAGAAAUUCAUAGCAGCUAUGAGGAACUUGGCUCAGUGUUUCCCCAACCUGUUCAUAGCCUCCAAGCUGGAGUCUGUGCAGUAUGCCCACAUCACCCGGCUAAACGCUGACCUCCACUGUCUCAACGACCUGCUGGAGAGGUCAGAGGUCAAGUGGAAGUAUGUCAUCAACCUCUGCGGCCAGGACUUCCCCCUCAGGUCGAAUGGUGAGCUGGUGUCGGAGCUGCGGGCGCUUAAUGGUGCCAACAUGCUGGAGACCUCCCGUCCCAGCGAGCUGAAGAAACAACGCUUCCGUUUCCAGCACCAGCUAAAGGACGUGCCCUACGAGUACCGCCGUUUACCCGUCCGAACCACCCAUGCCAAGGCGGCGCCACCACACGACCUCGAGAUAUUCAUCGGCAGCGCCUACUUUGUCCUCUCACGAGACUUUGUCCGUUACGUCGGAAAUAGCUCUGUGGCGAGGGAGUUCCUGGAAUGGUCAGCUGACACAUACUCUCCGGACGAACACUUCUGGGCGACACUGGUGAGAAUCCCUGGUGUACCAGGAGAGAUCCUCCGGUCUGCCCCGGAUGUGACAGACUUAAAGAGUAAAACGCGACUGGUGAAGUGGAAUUAUCUGGAAGGGUCUCUGUACCCUCCCUGCACAGGGACUCACAUGCGGAGUGUUUGUAUCUACGGGUCUGCGGAGCUGAGGUGGUUACUAAACUAUGGCCAUUGGUUUGCUAACAAGUUUGACCCCAAAGUGGACCCUGUGCUUAUUAAAUGCUUGGAGGAGAAACUGGAAGAGAAACGGAGACACUGGGGAAACACGGUGCAGAAGUAAAAAAAUAAAUAAAAUGGGAUGGGAGAAUCAGUUGAUUUGUUGGUUUAUUUGGAAGAUUUACUCAUCCUGCAAAUGCACUGUUGAGGCCCUUUGCUCCACUAGGAGCUACAAGGAAUAAGUAAAAGUUAAGUGGCAGGAUAUUGCACUUGGUCUACAGAAGAAAGGUCUCUUUCCAGUUGCGUUUUAUGUCUACUGUAUACUAGUUCAAACUAGUUUAUCCGGCUGUUUUUUAAUUGAAAUGAAUUGUUGAAGUUCAAUUGAACUCUUUGAUUGAAAGAUUUUGCCCGACAGUGUUUUUAUAAUGUCAAAGAUGGACGUUUCAGAGGAUAGUGAAACUAAACUAUGUCUACACUACUAGUUCUGUCAUGGAUAUCACAAACAUAAAAACAGAAUCAAUUAUGCCAUCAUUGACUUGAAAGGGGAGGUCCGUUCUAUAGAUUCUAUUUCAAUGAUCGCUAAGACCUUACUAUGAUGUCACAUGUUGCAAUAACACCUAAUAGAAUGUCUCAUCUUGAUACCAGAUGAAAUGAGUUGAGAUUGAAUUGACAGUAAUGGAUGUUAUUCUCUAAGAUACUUUCACAUGGGUAGAAAUGCAAAACUCUUGACCAAACCUACAAUACCAAAGACACUCAAAAACUGUAACAAAAACUGUACAUCAAAGCUGGAUGUCAGGUUUUUAAAGUUUACAUGAAAACACACCAAGAUUAUACUAUUUAUUAUCAAGACGAUAUUAUAUUUGUCAAGUGCAGAGUUUGAUACAGUAGUAAGUAAAAAGGUUGACAUCUCUAAUCAUGAAUUAUUUAUUUCU
Coregonus clupeaformis (lake whitefish) is the source of this 2276-nucleotide messenger RNA. Its product is annotated as beta-1,3-galactosyl-O-glycosyl-glycoprotein beta-1,6-N-acetylglucosaminyltransferase 4. Gene Ontology annotation, molecular function: acetylglucosaminyltransferase activity. The record is from RefSeq and is a predicted model, not a curated record. Lineage: Eukaryota; Metazoa; Chordata; Actinopteri; Salmoniformes; Salmonidae. Gene Ontology annotation, cellular component: membrane. The transcript has 7 exons. The coding region runs from base 167 to 1468 and encodes 433 amino acids.